AUGAGUACCACUCUCGACUACCCAUCAACCAACCCCGAAGCACCUCAGGGGCACCCAGGCCACCUCACCUCCGAGCAAGAAUCCAAGGUCGUCCAACUCCGAGCAGCCCUCCAACAAGCCGGGUGCACCGAACGCCUCGAUGACCCCUCCAUGUGCCGCUUCCUCCGCGCUCGCAAAUGGGACAUCAACCUCGCAAAGGAGAUGUUCCUAAACUGCGAGAAGUGGAGGAGGGAGUUCGGUGUUGAUGAGAUUGCGAAGAACUUUCAGUAUCCGGAGAAAGAGGCCGUGUCGAAGUAUUACCCUCAAUACUACCACAAGACGGAUAAGGAUGGACGUCCGGUAUACAUUGAGCAGCUCGGCGGUAUCGACUUGAAGAAGAUGUACGAGAUCACCACCCAAGAACGCAUGAUGCAAAACCUCGUCUACGAAUACGAGAAAUUCGUUGACCCCCGUCUCCCCGCAUGCUCCCGAAAAGCCGGAAAGCUCAUCGAGACUUCUUGCACCAUCCUCGACUUGAAGGGCGUCGGAAUCACCUCCAUCUCCUCCGUGUACGGAUACGUCAAGCAAGCUUCCCAGAUCUCCAGUGACUACUACCCCGAGCGUCUCGGCAAGAUGUUCCUUAUCAACGCCCCCUGGGGUUUCUCCGGCGCCUGGAAAAUGGUCGCAAAGCUCCUCGACCCCGCUACCGUCGCUAAAAUCAACAUCCUCGGUUCUUCGUACCAGUCUGAGCUCCUUGCCCAGAUCCCGGCGGAGAACUUGCCGAAGCAAUUUGGUGGAAAGUGCGAUUGUGCGGACCGUGGUGGUAAUUGUGCGAUGAGCGAUGCUGGACCGUGGAAUGACCCUCAGUACUUGAAGUAA
This is a messenger RNA of Saitoella complicata NRRL Y-17804, 858 nucleotides long. RefSeq names its product Sec14 cytosolic factor. Bases 1 to 858 code for a protein of 285 amino acids. NCBI's taxonomy places the organism in Eukaryota, Fungi, Ascomycota, Saitoellomycetes, Saitoellales, Saitoellaceae. The record is from RefSeq and is a predicted model, not a curated record. The transcript has 6 exons.